This is a messenger RNA of Ceutorhynchus assimilis (cabbage seed weevil), 4296 nucleotides long. The record is from the annotation of a GenBank genome assembly. NCBI's taxonomy places the organism in Eukaryota, Metazoa, Arthropoda, Insecta, Coleoptera, Curculionidae.
CAUCCCGGUUGAAACUUCACAGGAAAUAUUUUAUUAUCAAAUACAAAUUAAUACAUUAUAACACCACCUUAAAUAAUUUAUUCGUAAGAUUUGGAAUUGAUAUCAGGCAAAUCCUUAACACCAUCCUUAUCAAUAAUCUGAACUUUGAAAUUGGGCAAAUUAAUAAUUAACCUCUUGUGAACUUCCUGGACGCAUUUUUUUAGCAAAUCGUACCCCUGCUCUGGAGUCAUAUUUUUCAAAUAGUUACGGUCCAUUAUGGACAAUGAAAAGUAACCUCCGUAGCCGUGAGCGGCGUAAUCUACACUCGCCAUGGACGCGAGAUAAUCCAUGAAGUAUAAUUGGGCACCUUCUUUUUCGUCAAAACCUGCUAGAAGAAGGUUGACCAUGUACGGAGACUAAAAGAUAUUUUUAUAGGAUAUUUGAUAGGGCAAACAUUCAAAUUCUUACCCUGCUCCGAAGAGCUUCAGCCAAAUUUCUACGAGUAAAAGCUGCCGCUUGUCUAGGGCUCAACUCGUAAGUGUUUCUCAUUUUAUACAGCUGAAUAUUUUUGGCAAUAUACUCGGAAAACUGAGUGGUAUCUCCAGAUUCACCGGAUACAGCCAUUACAAGAUUGUUGGAGAGCUUGUGGAGCUUGUUUUCGUCUUGAAAAUAAAAUUUAUUGUGGAGGCUUGAAAACUAUGGAAAAAUUGUUCGCUUACCUGAUUUCAUGACCAUUAUACUUUGGGCCGCUGUCCUAUCGGCAGCAAUAAGGACGAAAUCGUUGAAUUUUAUGCCCAAAAGACACUCCAUGAUUUUUAGUUAUUUAUUUGUUGAAGAAAAAAGAAAAUAUGAAAAACGCUUGGUAAUCCAAUGAUAUUUGUUUUUGAGGUUAGAAUAUACUUUUUGUCAUGUCAUUAGUGUCAUGAAGCCUAGGCUACAUACUCCGGAAUUUAUGGCCUUUAUUGAAAAACAAUAUGGCGACAGAGGUCAACACAAACGCAAAAAAAUUCAAUUAACAAAAAUUUAAUGACCUUGUUUCUAUUGAUUCUUUUGUCCUUCAAUGAUAAUUUAAUUAAGGUAAUGAAUCUGCAGCAAUUUUUAAUUUAAUUGAGUUUACCUUGUAUAAGACACACAAUGGAAGAACUGAAAUCCACAAGAGUUUUUAGCUGGUCUCCAUUGCCUCCAAAAAAAAAUCUGGAUUUCACUCGAAAAAAACCCGAAGCAAGAAAAAAUCCAACCGAAAAACCUCACUAUCCAAACUGCGACGUUCAAAUUUGGCUAAGGUCCUGUGAAAAAGAAAUAGUCGAGCCGUUACUAGGUAAAAUUACAGGCACCAUUCCUCACUGGUUGAAUGGUUCGUUGAUAAGGAACGGACCUGGUACCUUAAAAGCUGGAAAAGAUGAAUUUCAACAUCUAUUCGACAGUUCUGCACUUUUGCACAGAUUUGGAAUAAGCCAUGGCAAGGUGACGUACCAAUGCAGGUUCUUGCAAUCAGAAAUUUACAAAAAAAUCUGGACAGCUAACCGACUGGUCGUUACAGAAUUUGGAACCAAAGCUAUACCAGAUCCUUGUCAGACAAUUUUUCAAAAAGUAGCUACAAUGUUCAAUCUAAAAUCAGACAUGUCUGACAACGCAAUGAUUUCAGUUUAUCCAUUUGGAGAUGAAAUUUACGCUUUCAACGAAAUACCAUUUAUCCAUAAAAUCGACUCAAAGACUCUAGAAACUCUUGAAAGAGUUGAUUUAAGUGAACAUAUCAGCAUUGUGAAUCACACAUCACAUCCUCAUGUAAUGGAAGACUCCUCUGUGUAUAAUCUUGGCAUGAGUCUAUACGCCUCAGGACCUUAUCACAGCAUAAUCCAUUUUCCAAAAUCAGACAAAAUGUUUGAAGAUGCCAAAAUAGUUGCCUCGAUACCGGCACGAUGGCCUUUGCAUCCCUCGUACAUGCACACGUUUGGCAUUACCGAUAAUUAUUUUAUAAUUGUGGAGCAGCCUUUGAGUAUAUCGAUUCCAAGCUUGGUUGCGCUCAAGUUUCAAAAUGAACCUUUGGCUGGAGCUUUUCAGUGGUAUGGAGAUCAAUAUACGCAAAUUAACAUAAUAAGUCGCAAAACUGGCUCCCUAGUCAGCAAAUUCCAAGCCGAAACCUUCUUUUAUUUACACAUAAUCAACCAAUAUGAAGAAUCUGAUCACAUAAUCAUUGACAUUUGUGCUUAUCGAGACCCUUCAAUGCUGGAUUGCAUGUAUAUUGAAACAAUGCGGAACAUGCAAAACAAUCCAGAUUAUGCUAAAAUGUUCAGAGGCAGACCCAUAAGAUUUGUAUUACCUUUGAAACCCGAACCACUACACGAGGCGGGUGAUAGUAAUUUAGUUACUCUACCAGACACUAAGGCAACUGCAACUUACUUAGCAAACGGGGAAAUAUUGGUGAAAGCAGAAAAAUUAUGCAAUUUAGGCUGUGAAACGCCCAGAAUCAAUUACGAGAAACAUUUGGGCAAAAAUUACAAUUUUUUUUAUGCUAUAAGCUCUGACGUUGAUGCAAUUAAUCCUGGAACUUUGAUUAAAGUUGAUGUAAAGAGAAAUAGCUGGAAAACUUGGCAAGAGGAAGGAUGUUUUCCUGGCGAACCCAUUUUUGUAGUUUCACCAAACAGCAAAUCUGAAGAUGAAGGUAUUAUACUCUCAGUAAUGGUUUAUGGUAAUGACGAUACAAACCAUGUGGGUCUUCUCAUCCUGGAUGCACACACAUUUAAGGAAAUAGGAAGGGCCGAAUUUAAAACUCCGAGCGCUGUGCCCAAGUGCUUACAUGGGUGGUUUGUGCCAGGCAAAUAAUCUACAAACAAUUAAAGUUAAUAUAUAUUUUGUAUAUUACAUUUUUCUAAUAAAUUAAUAAACCAUUUACGUAUAAUCAACAACUGGAAGUGUAUUCAUAUAAUAAAAUAUAAUUACUAUUUGACUAUUGAUUAAUUAGUUAGUUAACUGUGAGUUGUUUUGCAAAAUAAUAAAACUUAAACUAUUUACUAUACAAGCACACUAGAAUAGAGAACAUAAAAAAUCAUGAGUGCAAAAGAAGGAUUCAACCAAUCAGCAGAUAGACUCUGUAAUAAAUAUGAAGGAAAGAGAGAGUAAAGAUAAAACCAGUUAAAGAGAGACCUUCCCUUUUUUGUCAAUGGUGUGUCUUAGCUGAUUUUAUCUCUCACCACAUUCGCUGUCGCUUUGCUUGUUGGACAGAAUCGUACCACUGAAUUUCAAAAAUGCCUUUUUAUUUUUGGGUAACUUAUCACGUUGAAUAAUUAUUACGAUUGUUGUGAGCUUAAAUUAAAACCAGUUAAAGUAGUAGUUUAACCCACUAAAGUGUGACCAUUUUAUGAAUAAAAUCGAAAAAUAUUCAUUAUUGUUUUGUAAUUUCCAAGAAAAUUUGAGACACAAAAUAUCACAUAAACCUAAGACAAUUUAGUAUAGCUCGGAGGUGAAAACUUUUUCCUUAAAAACUUCAAAAUGUAAAGCGGCAAGCACGAUAUCAACGUGAUUGCAGUUACUUUCCACAAGAAAUCCAGCGUUUUUAUGAAUUCGGCGUCAAAGUAAUCGUGUAAAACGAUUAGCGACAAGCCGUAAAGCGCCAACGAGAAAAAUUCGGCCAAAAUCAUCAAGCAGUGCCAAGUGCGGAUGUUCAAAGCCACCAUUAUUAAUUCGGUCAGGAUCAGUGAGGUAAAACUAAUGGCUACUAUGUGAAUAAAUUCGUCUUCGAAUAAUAAUAGAGCACCGUACAUUAUUACACCACCUGAAACAAAAAGAACAAAACCCAAAUAAAAAAGGUCUUGUAAGACAAACUCCUGCCCUUGGCCAGAUCCUUGUACAGUUCCGGAUAGGUGAGAGCAAUUUCGGGACUCACGUCCUGAUCUAGCACCAAACUGAACACCGGAAACAUGGUGUAAACAGUGGCAUAGCCCACCAUUAAAAAUCCUUGAUACAGCGCCACCGAGCUGAGAUAAAAUACGCUGCUAAACACUGCUUGCAUUGUAGAAAUAAUAAGGCCUCGGUGGAUGACGAAUUGAGACAGAGAGGCUGACCGUUUGUACGAUCUUCUGCCGUGGACCAGCAGAAGCCGGGCCAAAUGAGAAAAUUGAGGGAUGCUACAAAAAUAAAUGUUUAAUAAGAGUUAGUGAUGGGUUAAAAGUUGGUACCUGAAAUCACCAGCUAAACUAGCUUGUUUGCCUUCACGGCCUUCUAUACCGAUACCAGCGUCGGCUUGUUGGAUCAUGCUGACGUCGUUACCACCGUCGCCUACAGCCGCUGUACGUUUUCCUGUAUGUUGUUGGAUUAAUU